Molecule: messenger RNA, 435 nt
Organism: Aspergillus fijiensis CBS 313.89
Lineage: Eukaryota; Fungi; Ascomycota; Eurotiomycetes; Eurotiales; Aspergillaceae
Exons: 1
Coding region: 119-361 (80 amino acids)
Source: RefSeq, a predicted model, not a curated record
UCGAUCGGAAGGUUGACGCCACAGGGCCCAGCUCAUUGACGUAUGAGUACUGAUUUCUCUGCUACUUGUGCAAGGGAUUCGGUUGUGGGCAUGUAAUGUCAGAGUGACAUCAUGUAACAUGCUCCCAUGUACUGCACCGGUUGACGACAUGCAAGCUCAUGCUAUCCUAUAUAGCCUGCGCAAUUGCGUUCGAAGGACAGGAGCAGAAUCAAAUUCCACGAACAUAAUCAAAGCGAUCAAACCAUCCGCAUCACAUCAACAACUCACCCAAACAACCAUCCUUUCACAAAACACUCAAAUCUCUUCAUCAUGGAUCUCCAAGGACAGCCCAUCCCCCCCGGCCAGCGCAGCACCAAGGUAAGUUCCUGUUCCACGGGAUUCAGCCCGUGGGCGAGUGCUUCCCCCCGGGGACCCCUGGGGAACGAUGUCCUAACG